This is a messenger RNA of Pollicipes pollicipes, 828 nucleotides long. Its product is annotated as cytochrome P450 6B1-like. NCBI's taxonomy places the organism in Eukaryota, Metazoa, Arthropoda, Thecostraca, Pollicipedomorpha, Pollicipedidae. The coding region runs from base 1 to 828 and encodes 275 amino acids. The transcript is spliced from 2 exons. Gene Ontology annotation, molecular function: monooxygenase activity; iron ion binding; oxidoreductase activity, acting on paired donors, with incorporation or reduction of molecular oxygen. The record is from RefSeq and is a predicted model, not a curated record.
AUGCGGAUGGCCGGCGGGUACAGCCGCAGCGUCCUCGGACAGCACCCGGUCCAGAUAGGUCAUCUCUGCCACGGCGUCGUAGGUCAGCUGGCCGUCGUGUCGCUGCAGGACGUCGUCGAUCUUCGCGACUUCCUCCAACUGCUUCUGGACACCAAGGACAAGGACGGUAGACACAUCCUUAGGGACAGUAGCAUUAACAGCCAGUCGGUGCUGUUCCUCAUCGUCGGCUACGACACGACAGCCUCGCUGCUAGCGUUCGCCGCCUACUGCCUGGCGACGCCGCCGGACGUCCAGAACGCCGCCCACCGCGAAAUCGACGACGUCCUGCAGCGACACGACGGCCAGCUGACCUACGACGCCGUGGCAGAGAUGACCUAUCUGGACCGGGUGCUGUCCGAGACGCUGCGUCUGUACCCGCCGGUCAUCCGCAUGGAGCAGCAGUGUAGCCGAGAUUACACAUUGCCCGACACGAACGUGCAUAUCCCGCGCGGCACGAUCAUCCAAAUGUCAAUCAUGAACAUCCACCGCGAUCAUGCGUACCACCCGGACCCGCUGCUCCUCGACCCGGACCGCUUCCUACCCGAGGCGAAGGAGACGCGCCACCCUUGCGCCUGCAUGCCUUUCGGCAGCGGGCCGCGCAACUGCACCGGCAUGCGGUUUGCGCUGUUCGAGGCGAAGGUGGCGCUGAUUGCCGUGCUGCGGGAGAACCGGCUGGAGCCGAGCAAGCGGACGCCGCCGCCGCCCAUGCCGCUCGAUGAGGACAAGUUCCUACUGACCCCUAAGAAGGGCAUGGGCUACCUGCGUGCGGUAUCUCGUGAACAGAGAUAG